Molecule: messenger RNA, 514 nt
Organism: Dioscorea cayenensis subsp. rotundata (Guinea yam)
Lineage: Eukaryota; Viridiplantae; Streptophyta; Magnoliopsida; Dioscoreales; Dioscoreaceae
Product: 40S ribosomal protein S30
Exons: 3
Coding region: 133-321 (62 amino acids)
Biological process (GO): translation
Cellular component (GO): ribosome; cytosolic small ribosomal subunit
Molecular function (GO): structural constituent of ribosome
Source: RefSeq, a predicted model, not a curated record
UUCAAGGAACACUCAAUGUGAACCCUAUAUAAACUAAUCGCCAGGUAACCCCAAAGAAACCCUAAUCAUCAAUCAAAGCCGCCUUUCUUCUCCGGCCAUCGCUCCAGAACCCCGCCGCGAACCCUAGAAGCCAUGGGGAAGGUGCACGGAUCUUUAGCUCGCGCUGGUAAGGUGCGAGGCCAGACUCCCAAGGUCGCCAAGCAAGACAAGAAGAAGAAGCCCCGCGGCCGCGCUCACAAGCGAAUGCAGUACAACCGCCGCUUCGUCACCGCUGUUGUUGGAUUCGGGAAGAAGAGGGGGCCAAACUCAUCUGAGAAGUAAUUGCGGUAUUAGUUUUUCUAGUUUGAAGAAGUAAAAUUAGGGUUUUUGUUUGAGUUGAUGGGAACUUGCAUGUUACUACGGGCUGCUGGACUGUGAUUGUGCCCUUUUUAUUGUUUACUUGUUUUUAGGGCAAAGUUUUGAGUUUAUUAUAAAAAAUUCCUUUGUUUUUGUGAUCUGUUUGUUAUCUUUUAUC